Pangasianodon hypophthalmus (striped catfish) is the source of this 3655-nucleotide messenger RNA. It is a transcript of the gene cdc42ep4a, whose product is annotated as CDC42 effector protein (Rho GTPase binding) 4a. The record is from RefSeq and is a predicted model, not a curated record. The transcript is spliced from 3 exons. Bases 834 to 1904 code for a protein of 356 amino acids. Lineage: Eukaryota; Metazoa; Chordata; Actinopteri; Siluriformes; Pangasiidae.
AGAUUUAGUGUGUCUCCCAGGACUGAGUAGCCUACAACAAGUGGCUAGUGUUCAUCUGAAAUAGCAGCUUUGCCUACUCAAUCCGCUGCAGGCUGAAAUCAAGUGCUUCGGCAUAAACGCGAAUAAAUAUUAUGCACUCUGAAUGGGUACCAAUGCCAUGAGCCACGCUGUGGAUAGAGUCUCCAUUGUCCUUCAGCGCAUGCGCACUGGAGACGUGCUCAGAGAAAGGAACGGCUGAGCUGCGCGAGCUUGUAGAUGAGUAGUGCGUUUAGUCGCUGAACGAUAGGAAGGAUGCGUUUCUCCGCUUUAUGUCGAGUUCAGUUCUGUUGUCGAAACUGAGUGGUGGUGUGUAUUUACGGGGGUUAAUUCACAAAUUCACCAAACAAAGUAGCAACUUGUGAGGCGAAUGUGAAUAGUGAAGGGAGGAAACAGUGAAGCUAGUCACCUGGGGAUGAAAGUACAAACCGUCGGUUGCGCGCGAGACUGUUGAUAAAGGUUCAACCUGUGAUCUCUGGGGAAUGGCGCAGCCAGACGUUUCUGUCUGACUCAUGCAGGGGCAGUUACACUGCAUUCUGGAGUCUGUAAUGGUAUUCAACCCGGUCUUGCAGAUAAGAUGUCUUGGAACUGCUCCACCACUGACUCUUCAUUACACUCUGAGUGUAAUGAAACAGCAGUAGUGGAAUGCACUUAGCUUAAUUAUGGUUCCACAAACUCACUGAUACUCACUGUGUCUCACUGGAAACUGCAUGUGCCUUCAACUCUAACCUAAUCAUACAAGAUAUAAAUCCAGAGGAGUUAAUUUGUCUUUUAGUUGGGAGAAUAAAUUUGCAAAGAUGCCCAUCUUGAAGCAACUAGUGUCAAGCUCAUCUCAGACCAAGCGACGUUCUCGCAUGGACCUUACUACGGAAAUGAUUAGUGCUCCGUUGGGAGAUUUUCGUCAUACCAUGCAUGUGGGCAGGGGUGGUGACGCUUUUGGAGACACUUCCUUUCUCUGCAGCCGCUCUGGCGAGCCCCCACAAGAUACUAGUUCUAAUCCCCGCUCUCCCAAGCUGGGCCUACUGUCCAGACCCUUCAGAAUGAGCAAGCGCUCCCAUUCCGUCACUCGAGUGGACCAGCGGGACAACACACAAUUACCCCCAAGUGGCUCACCAACGUAUGUGAAAAAUGCCCUGUCACUGCCUUUUCUGAAUGAUGAGGAUGGGAAUACUGAAGGCGCUAGGUUGCUCAAGAGCCUAGCCUCCAGCCCCAUGAAGCAGCAGGCCUCCAAUGGGGCAGCCGCUCAUGGCCUAGAUCUGGAGCUCCACGAGAGGUCCUUCGGGGAGCUGACCGACUUGCGACCAUCUCCAUCUUAUAAUGGGGGAGGCAUGAAGCAUGCCGAGUCAGUUAUGUCCUUUCAUGUGGACCUGGGGCCUUCUAUGCUAGGAGAUAUUCUAGGAGUCAUGGAGAAGGAAGAAGAUGACCUGGGCUUUGAGGAGGGCAAAAACAGCGAGGGACGGGCUUCCCCUCUUCUCAGCAACCAAGAAGUAGCAGAGGAGGAGGAGGAGGAGGAGGAGGAGGGAAUGAGAGAAGAUGAGGUGAAAGUAGAGGAGGCGGAAGAGGAGGAGGAGGAGCAGCAGCAGGAGAUGGAUCUGGAGGUGGAACAUAAGGCUACUCUUCAUGCCCCCAGUUCAGUAGACCUGGAAAUUAAAAGUGAGGUGAUCAGCACUCCUGAGCCUCAACACAAACACCUUCAGCACUCUGACAGCUACUCUGUUUCCAGUUCUGGCUCCCAAGCCAUGGAGGACAAACAACUCUGCCAGCCUUAUCAAGGAGACAUGGACAGCACCACCUACAGCUACCACCCUGGGGAGGAAGGAGCCUUCUCUUCCUUCUUGGAGGACGAGGAUGAUGAGAUCCGUGUGUGAGACUCUAAGCCUUGUGGAAUCUGUAUGGGGAUAGAGACAUGUAAGCAACUGUGACACUGUGUUAAUGAAACUGAAGGUCUAUAACUGCUCCUCGACCCUGUGAGGGAAGUGAGCAAAACACAUCUAAUGGCCCAGCAGAGGACCUCAUAGCACCUGCCUGGGUCUAGCAGCUGCCAGUUUUUCCACUGGACAUGUGAGUGAUGAUGAGGAGACUUCUGAAGAAGGAAAAAGAAUGUCUUUAAUGUCAUAACCUCAUCACUUGCCUUUGCAUUCUGACUCUAACAUUGGGUAUUUGUGUGUAAGGCUUUUGGUCAUGUGUGCUACAGGUGCUGGCUAAUGGCAUCUACUGACAGGUAUAUUUUCACUACACAAUAAGCACACUCUUUGCUGAGGGGAUAAAGGAGCAUGCAGCUAAUGCUGGUAUGCCCACGGGACAUGUUAUGUAUCUGCCUGGCCUGUGGAUGAGUGUAAAAAUUUUGACAGUAAUUACAGCAUUGCAGUGCGUGUGAAGGAUUUUGGUUACGCAUCCUGUUAGACACUGUCAUUAGGGCAGCUGACAGAGAAGGAUGGGAAAUCAUUCUGUAAUAUAGAUAACAAACCAGAAACUGAAAGGGGGUGCAGUGCCAGAUGUUUUGUGUUCCGUUUUCCCUCCACUAACUGUCCAUAAUUCUGUACUAGCAGUGGUGACAGCUGGGAAGCUUCAUGUCAGGCGGGAUUCAUGUCUGUAGAGGAUUUUGUACACUCGUUGCCUGUGUGGUGUCUUUAUCUCACCACUUCCUUCCUCAUCAUGUGACAGUAACUGUUUAGCUCUGCAGCUAGCUGGUUAAGAUGGUGCAGAAAUGUUGCUGUAUCUCUGUAUUAAGUUAUGCUGCCAGGAACAGUCUGUGAGAUUGGGUUGAAAUUGGGUUUUCCUACCUAGCAUUAUUAAAGCAAAUAAGAACACUGCACUAAUUAAACUAAACUCGGGUUUGGUAUACAAGGCAGUGUAUUUCAGCACCAUUGUAUAGUGUUAAAAUCACCUGGGUGAGGGAUAACCUGUACACUAACGUCUACUUAGUUUCUUUUAUUUGUUCACAGAAGUCAUGUUGUAAAAUGUGAAUAUGUGAGGCCUUUACUGCUGCCCAGUCUGUGCUCGUGUGCUUGCCUAUAAUAGCUUACUCAUUUCUGUCUUCUGUAGGCUACAGGGACUAGCUGUUCUACAAAAGUGCUGAGUUGUAAGAAAUGCUUGCAGAGCAUUUAGCAGCAGGGUUGUCUUCAGCCUUAAGUAGAAAUGACAAAAGUGCCAAAUUUAAUCUGCCAUGUAAUCCUAAGUAAAACUAGCAAUUUGUAUAUCAUCAAACAAGGGAUUUUACAGUCUAGGUCCCUAAGUGACUUUAUUCAAAUAAGGGGCUAAAACCUCAUACUUAAUUCACUGAAAUGCUUAGCUUGAAUGUAUUUGCUUAAACCACAGAAUAGCAAAAUCACAGAAGUUCCAAGUUAUUUGCCUUUUUUUUUUUUUUUUUUUUGGAAAAUCUGUUUUGAAUAUAAGAAUGUAAAUAUGGGGAAAUAGUUGCAGAUUUGCUGUGCCAGCUGAAUUUUAAAUUCAGAGGUCUGUUAGAAUCCAGUCUUCUGAAAGAUAACACUGUUUAUUAUUGCAUUUUGCUAGUCUUUGUUACUUUGUCCUCUUAUGCAUACAUUUCUUGCUUGGAUGGCCUUGUUUUGAAAAUGCAACAUAACAACUAUAUUUUUCAAUAAAAGGAUGUUAUCACCAA